UCUCUCUCUCCCUCUCUGGUUUCCUCCAUUGCAAACCAAGCUAUCUUUCCAGCUUGCUGAUGCCCUUCUCUCCGCAUUCACAAAGCCCCACCAACCACCUUGCCCACCUCUGCUUUUCUCAAUUCCUCACCACUGGUUAAAAAAAACCGCUCUCUCUCUCUCUCUCUCUCUCUGCAUUGGCCGUUUCAAAGAUUAGAUUUUUGUCUGGCCCUCUUUAAGCAAUUUAUAUUAUUCGUUCCAAUUCUUUACAUCACACUUCAGGCCACACCUUCUGCUUCUAAACUACUCAUCUUCAACUGUUAACUUUCUCUUGGGGUUUUUCGCUGUUGUGGGUUUUUUAUUUCGAGUCUGCAUUGGCCUGUCUUGGCUUAUUCGCGUCUCUAUUGAUGCAAAAAGAGGCUCCUUCCUUAAUUCCCCGCGUUCUCAAGCAGGAAGAUUAAAGGUUUUUGGUUCAGAUCACUACAAUGGAGGCAAUGGAUUAACUUUGUAUGUUAAACUGAGAGGACAAAGCCCAUUUUUGCUCCUGAUAUAGGCUGACCGGACAUGUCGUCAGGGAGUUUGAAUGCCAAAUUAUCAAGGAAGACAUCAUUUUUGGGUCUAAAAUUAUGGGUGGUGAUUGGUGUGUGUGUGGGUGCAUUUAUAGCUCUGGUUCUCUGUAUCAUAUCUAUUUGGGUUACAUGUCGUAGAAAAUCUAGAAGAACCCUAGACAAGUUCUCCCUUUCUCCAAUACCCAAUGUCUCCAGAGAGAUCAAAGUUGACAGAGUUGGGGGUCAAAAUAUUCAUUAUCAUCUGAAAACUCUACACUUGACGGUUAAUGAUGAGUCGAAUGAUAAGAUCUCAGAGAAAAUGUCAGUUCAUUUGGGUAAGAGCAAGUCGAGUGAUGUUGAUAAUAUUAGCCAAUGCAGCUCCAUGUAUCAUCAUGAGAAGGGCUGCAGUUCACAGUCAGGGGAAGAAGGCAGUUCUGGGACCGUCUGGAAUCAGUCUUCGCUGUCAUAUGGACUUGCAAUGCCCUCUCCUUUAAUUGGUUUACCAGAAAUGUCGCAUCUCGGGUGGGGUCAUUGGUUUACUCUUAGAGAUCUGGAACUUGCAACAAAUCGUUUCUCGGCAGAAAAUGUACUAGGGGAGGGUGGAUAUGGAGUUGUUUAUCAAGGAAAACUGGUCAAUGGGACUGAGGUAGCAGUGAAGAAGCUUCUUAAUAAUUUGGGGCAGGCAGAGAAAGAAUUUAGGGUUGAAGUGGAGACUAUUGGGCAUAUUCGACAUAAGAACCUUGUGCGGCUUCUAGGAUAUUGCAUAGAAGGGGUUAACAGGAUGCUGGUGUACGAAUAUGUAAAUAAUGGCAACUUGGAACAAUGGCUUCAUGGGAACAUGCGGCAACACGGUAACCUUACUUGGGAAGCCCGUAUGAAGAUUCUUCUUUGUACUGCAAAAGCGCUUUCCUACUUGCAUGAAGCUAUAGAACCAAAAGUUGUUCACCGAGAUAUAAAAUCUAGCAAUAUAUUAAUUGAUGAUGAGUUCAGUGCAAAGGUUUCAGAUUUUGGAUUGGCCAAGCUCCUGGGUUCGGAUGAAAGUCACAUCACUACCAGAGUAAUGGGAACAUUUGGUUAUGUGGCUCCGGAAUAUGCUAAUACUGGCUUAUUAAAUGAAAAGAGUGACAUCUAUAGUUUUGGUGUCCUUCUGUUGGAAGCAGUAACUGGGAGGGAUCCAGUAGACUAUGGUCGCCCUGCAAAUGAGGCUAAUCUUGUUGAGUGGCUGAAGAUGAUGGUAGGGAAUAGAAGAGCUGACGAAGUUGUGGAUCCAAACCUUGAAGUGAAACCCACAACACGUGCUCUAAAACGUGCCCUUCUGGUUGCACUUAGAUGUGUUGAUCCUGACUCAGGGAAACGGCCCAAAAUGAGUCAGGUUGUUCAAAUGCUUGAAGCUGAAGAAUUCCCUUUUUGUGAGGAUCGUAAGAACAGGAGGAGUCGUUUAGCCAGCGUGGAUAUUGAAUCCAUAAAAGCGGCCUGUGGUUCAGCUCACAUGGAAGGAAAAGUAGGGCAGUCAGAGAACAAUGCAUCUGAGACAAAUCAUGCAUAGGACCUACACACACUUGACCAGGGUGACUAGUUGCCUUCUCACCCUUUAGAUUAUAAAGCUUUUCAUAACCCUUCUAUGCAUCUUUGUACAUUUCAAAGUUUGUUUUUGGAAGAUUCGUGCUUCUUGGAGCUAUUGGAUUGAGGAUAGACCAUUGGAAUUCUUGAGGGUUUUACUCUUCUUUCAAUGCUCUCUGCUGAUCUAAGAUAUAGCUACCAAAUGAUGAAAGUAGCUGUGGUCGUUCAAGAGAGAGAAGGUAGCUGCUGUACAGAACUACAGAUGUGUUGUGGGAUGGAUUUUAAAUCUUUUUCGAGAGGAUGAUCAUCGUCAUUAUCUUCUAGGUUUCUUCAUUUUCUUACUGUUGGGAUGGUGAAAGACUCUCCAUUGGGUUAAAAAUUUUCUUUUAUCUCUAUGUUCCGUCGCAGUUAUUGCGUGUUUGUUGUUGCAGGAACGCGAAGCUUAACUACAUUGGAUCUUUAUUUGCCUUCAAUUCUUGCAUCAUGUUUCCA
Messenger RNA from Ilex paraguariensis (yerba mate), 2579 nucleotides. Lineage: Eukaryota; Viridiplantae; Streptophyta; Magnoliopsida; Aquifoliales; Aquifoliaceae. The record is from the annotation of a GenBank genome assembly.